Molecule: messenger RNA, 1740 nt
Organism: Ziziphus jujuba (common jujube)
Lineage: Eukaryota; Viridiplantae; Streptophyta; Magnoliopsida; Rosales; Rhamnaceae
Product: glutathione gamma-glutamylcysteinyltransferase 2-like
Exons: 8
Coding region: 94-1509 (471 amino acids)
Biological process (GO): phytochelatin biosynthetic process; detoxification of copper ion; response to metal ion
Molecular function (GO): glutathione gamma-glutamylcysteinyltransferase activity; metal ion binding
Source: RefSeq, a predicted model, not a curated record
AAAAAUGUUCUAGUACUAUAGCUUUCUAAGCAUUUUUUUUGGCUAAAACUAUAGCUUUCUAAGGUUGAAGCUAAGAUAAAUAACUCCAGAAUAAUGUCGUUUCCUGGUCUUCCCCGCAUAGCCCUUCCCUCUCCUCCGGCGAUUGACUUUGCCUCCAUUGAAGGCAAGCGUCUCUUCACUGAAGCUCUUGGAAAUGGAACCAUGGAAGGUUUUUUCAAGCUUAUCUCAUAUUAUCAGUCCCAAACUGAGAUCAACUAUUGUGGAGUGGGCACCCUUGCUAUGGUUCUCAACACGCUUGCUAUUGAUCCACCCAAAAAAUGGAAAGGGCGUUGGAGUUGGUACGUGGACUCAAUGUUGGAUUGUGGUGAACCCUUUUCAAAUAUUAAAAGUGAAGGGAUCUCAUUUGGCAAUUUUGUAUAUUUGGCUCACUGCAAUGGGGCACAAAUUGAAGCUUUUAGGACAAGUGAAAGCACAGUUGAUGAUUUCCGAAAAUCUGUAAUUUUAUCUACCUGUAAACAGGAUUGUCAUGUAGUCUCGUUAUAUCAUAGAACCGGUUUCAAGCAGGAAGGAAAUGGACACUUCUCACCGAUUGGGGGGUAUCAUGCUGGAAGAGACAUGGUACUAAUUUUGGAUGUUGCUCGAUUUAAAUAUCCUCCCCAUUGGGUUCCUCUUACACUUCUGUGGGAUGCCAUGGACACUACUGAUGAACAAACAGGGCAACGUAGAGGGUACAUGAUUAUUUCAAAGCCUGGUCGAGCUCCAUCUAUUCUCUAUUCACUGAGCUCUAAACAUGUGGGUUGGAUUGGUGUUGCCAAAUACGUGGUGGACGAUUUGCCUCUUGUAUUGAAAUCAGAGGAUGUGAAAGACAUUCAGAGCCUUCUGGGUGUUGUUUUCACAUCCAGUUCAAGCCCAUCUAAUUUUGAGGAGUUCAUCAACUGGGUUGUUGUACAAAUUGGAAAACCAGAGGAUGCAUAUGGUGGUCAAAGUUGUUUAAGCUCAGAGGACAAAGCUAGGCUUGUUCUCAAGGAAAAGGUAUUGAAACAGGUACAGGACACUAGUCUUUUCAAGCAUGUGACAGAAUUUUUAUCGUCAGAAAAAUCAAAGUCAUGGAGGAGAAGCCCAACAACAUAUGGUUUUUGGGAGGCACGUAUUUUGGCAGAGAAGUCCGGGAACUCAGAGAGUAUAAAGAAGAAAUGGUGGUUAAGAGCUGAUGGUGAAAAGGCAAAUAAAGUUACAGUGGUAAAUGGUAAUUCUGAGAAUGGGUUUGAUCAGGUAUUACCAUCAAGAAAUUGUAUUUUUACAGCCCUUGUACUGGCCAUGUCUCCAAAGACAUGGUCAGGAAUCAGAGAGAAGAAGCUUUGCCAGGAAAUAUAUAACCUUGUUUCUAUAGAAACACUUCCUACUUUGCUUCAACAAGAGGUGUUGCAUUUACGCGGUGAGCUCCAACUUCUUAAGAGAUGCCACGAGAACAAAGUAGAGGACGCGGUCGUCGGUGCACCCAUGAUUUAGUUUCACUUAUAAUAGAUAUGUGGGAUGGGUUUAUUUUUCCAUAUAAAUUUUUGGUAUCAAAUAAAUCACAUAUCAAUAACUAAUUGGUAUGUGAUAUUGUAUUAUUUUGGUAUUAAAUUAGUUACAUAUCAAUAUCAAUAUGACAGUAUGUCAUAAAUAUGUGUAUUAUGUAUUGUACAUCAGGACAUGAUUGCAUCUACACUGCUAAUUAAUAUGUUUAUUUAUUUUUAA